Messenger RNA from Ectocarpus sp. CCAP 1310/34, 252 nucleotides. Lineage: Eukaryota; Phaeophyceae; Ectocarpales; Ectocarpaceae. The record is from the annotation of a GenBank genome assembly.
AUGGCGGACGGAAAGGCGUUGGAGAUGCUGUCUCAACUUCGCCGUAACUUGCGAGACAUUUUGAUGCAACGGCGGGCAGUUGAUGAAGGUCGUGCCAAAAGUGCUCAGGCUAAACUCACGGCGUUGACUGAAGAAUGCACAUUGCACCUCGUGCUUGGCGUCAAGCCGGGGUGCGUGCUUCCGGCGCAGCCAAAGAAAGUAUAUGUUGAGUGCAUUGCACCCGUCCGUGUAGGAUGUUUUGGUAUCGUCUGA